This is a messenger RNA of Harmonia axyridis, 11875 nucleotides long. It is a transcript of the gene Ten-m, whose product is annotated as teneurin-m. The record is from RefSeq and is a predicted model, not a curated record. The transcript is spliced from 20 exons. Gene Ontology annotation, biological process: motor neuron axon guidance. The coding region runs from base 357 to 9608 and encodes 3083 amino acids. Lineage: Eukaryota; Metazoa; Arthropoda; Insecta; Coleoptera; Coccinellidae.
GUCAGUGUUGGCUCGGCCUCUAAGCUGAGAGGACAGACCGAACUUUUCGACGUGGGAUCCGUACCGCACUUUCGUGCCUGUUCUCGCGGGGAUUUCGGCUCGCUCUCUGUUUUGAAAUCGGCGAAAGGGCUUUUUCGCGCUGUGUGUUUAUACUUCACGUCUGGACGUAUAUAUAGAGUGUGUUUUUUUAUUGGGCAGGAAGUAAGUGGUGUUUUCUGACACGGCUGUUGUUUUGUGUGUUGAGCUGUUUUUUGGGGGAUGUGUUUUGAUGUACCAGGAAUGAUAUGAGGGUGAUCUACAUCAAACAAAAUUGUGAGUGAGAUAACUAACCCUUCAACACAUGAUCUCACAUCACUAUGAGCUAUUCUCAAGGCAAGGGUCGUCUGUACCCUGCAUACAGUCUGAGUGGUUCUGAGGGUGAAGACUCUCCUAGACGAAACCAAAACAACCACACCUAUCAACAUCCAGUGUAUCAGCAACCCGCUGGUCUCAGCGAUACCCCCACCUCCGAGGAAAACGGAUCUGACGCCACUUUGACUGACUCGGAACUGGCAUUGGCUAGAGAUUCAACUCUUCUUGUGCAUAACGGCUGUUUGUUGGACAACGCACCGGGACACCGACCCCCUGAUGUUCCACCACGUAACCCUACUAUGAGCAGACUAAACGGGCGCCUGGCGUCGGCGCCGCCACUGGACAACCAAGAAUUCGAGCCUUCUUGUCUUGUCAGAACACCAUCCGGUACUGUUUAUAUACCCCCCGGUACUUUAGGUCUUUCAAAGAACCCAACAAUAGACUACAAGUCAAACUCAUCGUGUAGCAGCCCCUGUAAAGAAAUGAAAAAUCCUGACAGACUUGGAACAACCAACCCUUACACGGGGGCUCACGCUUCCCUCAGUUUACGCAAUAACCAACGUCACGUCAACUCUCACUUCACACCACCCAGCAGGUUUCACAUAAGGAAAGAUUUCACGUCAAGAUGUUCUUGGAAAUGUACAGCAAUCAUCUUCAUCAUGUCCACCGUCAUUCUUUUCGCUGGAGUGUCAUAUCUGUUAGCUUCCAGCCUGCUGAAUUGGUCUUAUCAGAGCUCGAAGCAAUGCUCCGUUCUAGUAGGCGAGAACACCCAGAUCGUCACCCCCUCCAAGCCUAACGCACCCGAAAGCAAUACGUCAACGUCAAGUCGACCCAAACCGACAUCUAACGGAGGUAAUGUCAAUUCCACGUCUGUAGCGAACAGAAAACGUAGGGAGGUGGAAACACCUCCAGAUUUACCUGCUUCUGUACUGUCUGACCAGCACUUUAGUAAUUCUAGUAACGAAACACAGCAUGAAGUUGGUUCUUUAUUGCAUGAAAACACUAGUUUAGAUACCCUUUCUGGUGAAGAGAUUGAUUCGUUGUUGGUAGAUAGUUUUCCUUCCAGUUCUGAAGAAACUGUCACUAGUUCAUCUGUCUCUGUCGAAACGACUACUGAUAUUGAAGCAAACACUGCGGUACCAUCUUCAACAAAUGCAGAUUAUUUAAACAUUACACAAAUGGACUACAUCAUCGAAGAAGAAUCAACAACUGAAACUGCAAUAACCGAAGAGAGUUCACGUACCUCUGCAUUCACUGACACGACUUCCAAUGAAUCCACUGCACGAGAAGAUGAAAGUGUGACAGAUGAUGUAACAUCGUCUUCAACCGUUCCUUUCGAUCAAUCCACCACAAAUAAACCACAUCGAACUCUAGAAAAAUCAACAGACAACUUGAGUCACGAUAUAAUCCAAGGUGAUGAACCAGGUUAUGGUUUUGCCUAUGACGAUGACGUCGAUAUCAUCACCUUUGAUGAAAAGCCACCAGGAGAUGUUAUAGACAUCGUUAGUUUGGACCACAAAUCCUCCAAAACUAAUUCGAUAUAUGAUAUUUCUUCUAAUGACACAACAAAGAACCGAACAACGUUACCAGCAGUCCCCACGAAGGACAAAUCUAGUUUCAACAAUCCCUCAACUUUGCAUGAACUUAACCAAACUGAAAUUAACUCUGGUGGUUUUGGUGAUGCCGAUCCUAACAUUAAAAUAAUAAAUUUGGCGCCUCCAAACAUUUCUAACAAUUCUAAACGUCUGCAAGUGAACAUAACAGUAUCCGCCCAAAACGACUUCAAAGCGGAAGAGCAAAUAUACGUGUUGUCUGUGUCAAUUCCUACUGACGGAAAAGUACCAGCUCCUGUGAUGAGCGAGUACAAGGAGUACCCACAAGAACAGCAGAAAGAUCACGUUGAAAAGGAGAACGCAGAUUCUGGCGGUGCUUGUCAGUGUUCGUGUCCAAGCUUAGACAUCAAUGAUUAUUUUGCAGAUUACAAGGAUGCGACGGAUUUUGACGUAACGGAAAAAAUGGUCGAAAUGACCUCAGUACCGACUGUAGCGGUUACAGAGUCGAUCAAAUCGAGUACCACUGAUUUUAGCACCACCCAAAGCAUCUCCUCAACUACUGAAAUGGAAAACUGGACAAACCUUUGCGAUACUUCCACUAAGUUACCUCCACCACCAACUAUCCUAAUAUUGGAAGAUGCGCGGACGUUCCCGGCACAAUCUUUCCCGCCAGACGGUACCACGUUCUCCCAGAUAUCGUUAGGACAGAAGCUCUCUCACGAGAUACCACCCUAUGGAUAUUGGAACAUGCAAUUCUACCAAUCAGAAGCGGCGUAUGUCAAGUUUGACUAUAGUAUUCCAAGAGGAGCAAGCAUAGGGGUCUAUGCAAGAAGAAAUGCCCUUCCCACACACACCCAGUAUCAUAUCUUAGAGGUCCUUAGCGGUUUCAAGGCUAGAACUACUCGUAGCUCUAAUUCAUUCGUGAAGAAGGAAGUCACUCAUUACAUGGAGCAAGGUCAUUGGUUCUUAUCACUGUACAACGACGAUGGAGAUGCUCAAGAAAUAACCUUCAUAGCAACCAUAGCUGAUGACAUGACACACAACUGCCCGAAUGGAUGCAGUGGUAAAGGUGAAUGCCUUAUGGGACACUGUCAGUGUAAUCCAGGAUUUGGUGGUGACGAUUGCAGUGAGAGUGUAUGUCCAGUUCUGUGCAGUCAACGCGGAGAGUACAUCAACGGUGAAUGCCAGUGUAACCCUGGCUGGAAGGGAAAAGAAUGUCAGCUGAGGCAUGAUGAAUGUGAAGUUCCAGACUGCAAUGGACAUGGACAUUGUGCUAACGGAAAAUGUAAUUGCAUCCGAGGCUAUAAGGGCAAAUUUUGCGAAACUGCUGAUUGCCCUCAUCCUACAUGCUCUGGACACGGGUACUGCGUGGAAGGUUCUUGCAUCUGCAAAAAGGGAUGGAAAGGUCCAGAUUGUGGCCAAAUGGACAAGGAAGCGCUGCAAUGUCUUCCAGACUGUUCGGGACAUGGUAACUUCGACCUUGAUUCCCAGACGUGUACGUGCGAACCAAGGUGGUCUGGAGAAGAUUGCUCCAAAGAACUGUGUGAUCUGGACUGUGGAAACCAUGGACAUUGCGUUUCUGAUGCUUGCCAGUGUGAUGCUGGGUGGACCGGAGAAUCCUGCAACAUCAAGCAGUGCGACUCGAGGUGCAACGAUCAUGGUCAGUGUAAAAACGGAACUUGCCUUUGCGUCACUGGAUGGAACGGCAAGCACUGCACCCUUGAAGGGUGUCCGAAUAGCUGUUCGAAUCACGGACAGUGCAAGCAAUCUUCCAACAAUCAAUGGGCUUGUAAAUGUGAUAGUGGUUGGGACGGUGCUAGUUGUAGCAUCCUUCUGGAGCAGAGUUGUAACGACGACAGAGAUAACGACAAAGAUGGUCUUAAAGAUUGUGAAGAUCCGGAGUGUUGUUCUAGUCCACAUUGUGAGAAGAAUCAGCACUGCUACGUUGCUCCCAAACCCUUAGAUAUACUUUUAAGAAAACAACCACCGGCGAUAACUGCUUCCUUCUUCGAACGAAUGAAAUUCUUGAUCGACGAAGACAGUUUGCAAAAUUACGCUAGACAAGGAAGCUUUAAUGAAAGCGUGUUCUGGAGCAACUUCAACACGAGCCGUUCAGCUGUGGUUCGAGGUAAAGUAACGACCACUAUGGGCAAAGGAUUGAUGGGAGUCAGAGUCAGCUCAAGUAAGGCCCAAGAAGGCUUCACAUUGACCAGAGAAGACGGUUGGUUCGACCUCCUUGUCAACGGUGGUGGAGCUGUUACUCUCCACUUUGGUAGAAAUCCCUUCCGACCUCACAAACACAUCGUCUUCGUACCUUGGAAUGAAGUUGUUAUAAUAGAUGACAUCAUUAUGACUAUGGGAGAUGAAAAGCAAGUUGGUUCAAUACCACAACCAUGCAUUAUCCACAACUACGACGUCAUGAAACCUGUUGUUCUGGCAACUUGGAAACACGAAUUCCAAGGUGCCUGCCCCGACAAAAGUUCAAUCUUGGCCGAGUCUCAGGUGGUCCAAGAAAGUCUUCCAAUCCCUGGAACCGGUCUAAAUCUGGUCUACCACAGUUCGAGAGCUGCAGGAUACGUAUCCACUAUUCAACUUCAACUUACUCCUGAAAUUGUCCCACCUUCUUUGAAGUUGAUUCAUCUGAGGAUAACGAUUGAAGGUAUCCUAUUCGAGAAAACUUUCGAGGCUGAUCCUGUUAUCAAAUACACUUACUCUUGGAAUAGAAAUAACGUAUAUCGUCAAAGAGUUUAUGGGGUCACUACAGCCAUUGUAAAAGUUGGCUACGAAUACACUGAUUGCAAAGAUGUAAUCUGGGAUGUCCAAACCACCAAACUAAGCGGUCUUGAUAUGAGUAUCUCGGACAUUGGAGGUUGGAAUCUUGACAUACACCAUCGUUACAACUUCCAUGAAGGUAUCCUUCAAAAGGGCGAUGGUUCUAACAUCUACUUGAAACACAAACCAAGAGUUAUAUUGACUACAAUGGGUGAUGGACAUCAACGACCUCUUCAAUGUAGAGACUGUGAUGGCCAAGCUAGUAAACAGAGACUGUUGGCACCUGUAGCUUUAUGCGCUUCACCAGAUGGGUCACUGUAUGUUGGCGACUUCAAUUUGGUCAGAAAGAUUUUGACGGAUGGUACAGUUAGGACUAUAGUUCGUUUGAAUGCUACUCGAGUCUCCUACCGUUACCACAUGGCAUUGAGUCCACUCGAUUCAGUUUUAUACAUAUCUGACCCAGAAUCCCAUCAAAUCAUAAAAGUGCGCAACACAUCUGAUUACUCCGAUCCAGAUCACAACUGGGAGACGGUAGUCGGUUCUGGAGAACGUUGUCUUCCUGGUGAUGAGGCCCAUUGUGGCGAUGGAGCCCUUGCUAGAGAUGCAAAACUGGCAUAUCCUAAAGGUGUGGCUGUCACAAUUGACAACAUCCUUUACUUCGCCGAUGGAACAAAUAUAAGGAUGGUGGAUCGUGAUGGUAUAGUGACCACAGUGAUCGGAAACCAUAUGCAUAAAAGUCACUGGAAACCGUUGCCUUGUGAAGGAACACUCAACAUCGAAGAGGUUCAUCUAAGAUGGCCGACAGAACUAGCCAUCAAUCCGCUUGAUAAUUCUUUGCAUAUAAUCGACGAUCACAUGAUCCUUCAACUGACCUCUGAUGGAAGAGUUAAAAUCAUCGCUGGUCGACCACUACAUUGCGGAUCUCCAACUUCUGGAUAUGAUGUGGAACUUGCGACACACGCCACCUUGGUGAUGCCUCAAAGCAUAGCUUUCAGUUCCUCCGGUAACCUUUACGUGGCAGAAAGCGAUUCUCAGAGAAUAAAUAGAAUAAGAAUGAUCGGCACUGAUGGAAAGAUUAAAUUAUACGCUGGUGCAGAGUCCAAAUGUAACUGUCUGGAAAGAGGCUGUGAUUGUUUCGAGGCUGAUCACUAUCUUGCUUCCAACUCCAAAUUCAAUACAAUAUCUGCCGUUACUGUUACCCCUGACGAACAUGUACAUAUAGGCGACCAGGCUAACUAUAGAAUACGAAGUGUCAUGCCUAGUAUACCCGACUCCACUUCCACCAGAGAGUACGAAAUAUAUUCCCCAGAUACUCAAGAAAUCUAUAUCUUCAAUAAGUUUGGCCAACAUGUUGCCACCAAAAAUAUACUAACAGGAGAAACUAUAUACAUCUUCACCUACAAUGUGAACACGAGCAAUGGUAAACUAAGCACUGUAACAGACGCUGCCGGCAAUAAAGUCUUCCUCUUACGUGAUUACGCCAGUCAAGUGAACUCUAUUGAGAACACCAAGGGUCAAAAAUGUAGACUGAAGAUGUCAUCUCCUUCCCAAAUGAAAAUGUUGAAGACUCUUAGCACUCCCGACAACUACAAUUUCACAUUUGAAUACCAUGGAUCUUCCGGUUUGCUCAAGACUAAGAUAGAUAGCAGCGGCAGAAGUUAUAUUUAUAAUUAUGACGAAUUCGGCCGAUUGACUUCUGCUGUUACGCCAACUGGAAAAGUCUUGAGCCUAUCUUUCGACUUGAGCCAGAAAGGAGCUACCGUAAAGGUCAGUCAAAACAACGUAGAACCCAUUUCGAUGCUCAUUAGAGAAUCGAGCGUAAGCACCAAGAUUGGUGAAGCUGAAAGUAAAAUUCUCAUGCAACCAGAUGGAGGAGUCACCAGCAUCAUGCCAUGGUUCCACUCAGUGUCCAUUGAUACUGUACCAUAUAAUGUAUUGGCUGACAAAGAAGCUCUUCUGGGAGAAAGUUAUCCAGUGCCAGCUAAGCAGAGGACUGAGAUUGGUGGAGACUUAGCCAAUAGAUUCGAAUGGAAAUACUUCAUCCGACCAAAUCAACAGAACAAGGGCAAGUCCUCGAUACCCAGAGUAAUAUCAAAAGUGGGAAGAAGGCUUCGAGUGAAUGGAGAGAAUAUCUUGUCAUUAGAAUACGACAGAGAAUCUUCUUCAGCUGCUGUCUUCAUUGAUGACAAGAUAGAACUGGUCAAUAUUUCUUACGAUAAAUCUGCAAGGCCUGUGAGGUGGACCCCAAGGAACGGAGUGUUUGCUCCGGUAGAACUUGAAUAUGACAGAUUCAGCAGAUUGAGUAGUUGGAAGUGGGGCGAUCUGACUGAAACCUACGGUUUCGAUAGAGCUGGACGAUUGUAUGAGAUUAAAUAUGGGGACGGUACCUCUAUGCAGUAUGCUUUCAAGGACAUGUUUAGUAGCUUGCCAUUGAAAGUCACUACACCCAGAGGCUCCGAUUAUCUACUUCAAUAUGACGACGCUGGCGCCCUCCAAUCUCUUACUACUCCACGAGGACAUAUUCAUACCUUCUCACUCCAAACUUCUCUUGGUUUCUUCAAGUAUCAAUAUUUCAGUCCCAUGAAUCGUCAUCCAUAUGAAAUAAUGUACAACGAUGAAGGUCAAAUCUUGUCUAUUGUAUACCCUCACCAAUCUGGAAGAGUAUCCUACAUCUACGAUGCAGCUGGUAAACUAGAAACAUCACUUGCUGGCAUGAGUUCCAUCCAGUACACUUACCACGAAACAUCAAACUUGGUGAAGAAUGUUGAGAUCGUCGAACCAUAUUUCGAAUUGAGACAAGAUUUCAAAUAUCAUGCGGGAGUGUUGAAAGAUGAGAGGUUGAAGUUUAAUGGUAAGAGUGGUCUGGAUAAUGCACACUAUAGAUAUCAAUAUGAUGGAAACGCUAGAUUGUCCAGUAUCGAUAUAGAUAUCAACGGUAAAGAGCUGCCGCAACUGAGAUUGAAGUAUAAUCAGAACAUUGGCAUGUUAGAAGGAAUAUCCGAUUUGAGAGUAUACAGGAAUACAUUCAACAGAUCUGUGAUGCAAGAUACCAGCAAACAGUACUUCACCAUCACCGAAACAGAUGAUAGGGGACGUUUGAAGACUCAACUCAUCAACAUCAAGUCAUUCGAUGUGUUCAGGUUAGAGGUUGAUUACGACACGAGGAAUAGGAUAAAGACACAAAAAAUUAUGAUUGGAAGAUCACAAUUCUUAGAUAGAAUAUCCUAUAACUCAGACGGACAUGUCCUGGAAGUAUUUGGAAGUAACAACUGGAAAUAUGUCUACGAUGAGAACGGUAACGCUAUAUCGAUCAUAAGGGACAAAGAGAAGAUCUCUUUAGGCUACGACAGUGGUGACAGGGUUGUCCAAUACGGAGAUGUCGAAUUCUCCAGCUACGACAACAGAGGAUUCGUGGUGCGUCGUGGAGAACAGAAGUACAGAUACAAUCCAAGAGGACAGCUGAUCCACGCUUUCGAAAGGGACAAAUUCCAGACCUGGUACUUCUAUGAUGACAGGGGAAGGAUGAUCUCUUGGAACGACGACAAAGGAAACGUAACACAGUAUUUCUACUCCAACCCCAUCACCCCUAAUCUGGUCACGCACGUCCAUUUCCCCAAGACUGGUAAAACGUUCAGAUGCUUGUAUGACUCCAGAAAUGUGAUCAUUUCGAUAGAGACCCCAGAGCAAAGAUUCUACAUUGGUACAGAUCAGAAUGGCUCACCCCUGGCUCUGUUUGACAUAAACGGAAAUGUCAUCAAGGAAGUGAGAAGGACACCGUUUGGUAACACAGUUUUGGAUACCAACCCCAACUUCUACCUACCUGUCGAUUUCCAUGGAGGUAUCCUUGAUCCUAACACCAAGCUGCUGUAUAUCAAUAACAGAUUGUACGAUCCAGUUGUUGGUCAGUGGAUGACUCCAGCUUGGGAGAGGCUUUCCACCAAAUUGAAUUCUCCAACCGAUGUUUUCAUCUACAGAUUCAUGAAUAAUGACCCCAUCAACAAGAACAGCCUAAUUGACUAUAUGACUGACAUGGAAAGCUGGCUUAAGAUCUACGGAUUCAACAUACAGAACAUUAUGGGCUCAGAGUACAUUGAAAAGAUGAUUUACCAACCUAAAGCAACAAUACAAAGCAGACAGUUGGCUCCUGAGUUUGGAGUUAUCUCUGGACUUGAAUGUAUAGCUAGCAAGACAAAAGAGAAAUUCUCUUCGUUGGACUUCGUACCGAAGCCUCUCCUCAAAGUGGAACCCAAGACCAGAAACUUGCUCCCCAGAGUGUCCUAUCGGAAAUCCGUGUUUGGUGAAGGUGUCCUAAUCUCAAGAAUCGAUGAUCGAGCACUUAUCAGUGUGGUUGAAGGCGUCAAUGGUGUUAUGCAAGAUGUAGUGACAUCUGUCUUCAACAACUCCUACUUCCUGAACGUCCAUUUCAGCAUACACGAUCAGGAUGUGUUCUACUUCGUCAAGGACAACGUUUUGAAGAUCAGAGACGACCUGGAAGAGUUGAGAAGGUUAGGAGGCCUCUUCAAUGUAACAACGCACGAGAUUACAGAUCAUGGCAACAGUGCGCCAAUCAAAGAGCUGAGACUACAUAAUCCAGACGCUGUGGUCAUCAUCAAAUACGGUGCUGAUCCCCAACAGGAAACUCAUAAAAUACUCAGACAUGCACACAAGAGGGCAGUCGAGAGAGCUUGGGAGAUCGAGAAACAGCUGGUAGCUGCAGGCUUCCAAGGCAGAGGGGAAUGGACUGAGGAAGAGAAGGAAGAACUCAUAUCUCAUGGGGACGUUGAUGGAUAUGAAGGUAUCGACCUACACAGCAUUCACAAAUACCCGCAAUUGGCUGACGAUCCCGGCAACGUCGCCUUCCAAAGAGACUCUAAGCGUAAACGGAGAAAAAGUGGCAUGCGCAAACGGAGAAACCACCGGCAAGUGUCGUGAUUUUCCGAAAGAAAAACUUUGAAUGUGCCAUACGACAUCAAAUGAAUCAAAUACUAGUCGAUCUAAUUUAUAAUUUUAAGGACAAAUUAACUAUUUUCUAGAUAGUGACUAGACAAUGUCACCAAACUAUUUUGAUAUUAAAUCAUUUUGCGAAUUUAAAAAAUUCCAAAAAAGUCCGAUAGCGCUUCUUUAGUGCGUAAAAUGAGAAUCGGCGAGGCAAUAAAUUGAAGACGUAGAAAAUUUCACUCAAAAUUUUGCAACCCCCCUUGAGAAAACCGGAUGUGGGAUAAAGUUUUCAAUUACCAAAGUAGGCCUAAAAACUUGUCAACCCACAAUACUUUCCCCAAGUGAAAUUCUUCUGCUUUACCUUCCAAGUUGAGGGCUCAUUCAGAAUGACCCUUCGAACUGUGUAUAGCCAUAAGGGUAAGGCCUAUCAGAGAACGAGCAAACAUGCACAUAUUAGUUUUAGAGGUAGCGUGCUGAGGCCCAAAUACUGACGAAAUGUAUAUAAUCAGAAGCUUUUUAUAUGGAAAUGUAGAAGAGAGUCAGAUACUUCAGAUAGAUAAAUGAUAAUGGAACUUUUCGUGCCGCAUUCUUGUGAUUAUUAUCAUGAUAAACCAGUGGCGUUGACUGAUAAUAAGUUGCAGUUUUACUGAUGACUUCUUAUAGAUGGACCUUAUCGAUAAUAAUGUAGAAAUUCACUCCAUAAUACUCCAAUGAUAAUUCUCCAAUAACUCGUAGAAACAUCUGUUUUUACCUACUCCAAAACAACUCUAUACAGGGUAAGUCUUUGACAUUGAGAUGAGUUAAGAAAAAAGGUUGAAACAAUUAAUAUUCAAGCAUUUUUACUACAUGCUUGAAAAAACAAACUUUUUAUACUUCAAGUUUCACAUUGAGAAAAAUAAUAUACAUUAUUUCAUUCAAAAUGAAUUUCCAUCAAGUAAGCAAAAUCUUAAAACAUUUUUAGGAAUUACAAAAUUCUGUUAAUUCCAAAUGAAAACAAGUCAAAGGCUCAUCCUCUAUAUACAAAGAAAACCUGAUUAACUUUCCUACGUUCAGAUCUAUACCUUCUCACUUGAAUAUUAUGAAUAUCAUUCAAUAGAUCUGAAGUGAAGCUUCAUCAAGUUUGAUUGAAAAUUAGUACACUAUGACUUUUUUACUUUCAUGUGAAUGAAAUCCAUUGUAGUACUGAAAAUGUAGCAUUAUCUUAAAACACAGGGUUCCCAUUCAAAACACAUAACAUCACAAUGACAUUCAAAUCGCUGGUUUGAAAUAAUACUCUGUUUUAUAUGUGAUAUUUUAUUUAAUCCCAUUAGGUAACACAAUUUAAUCCAAUCAGUCCAUGUAAAUAGUACUCUAAUAGUCGGUUUUCAUUAAGUUUUCCAAUUCUAUUUACAAUGCUUCAAAACACCCAUCAUGAGAAUACCCACUUGAAAAGAUUAUGACAAGAUUAACAUGACAUCAAAUUUUUAUAAUUCCAUUUUCUUUGUAAAAUCUACUUUCAAUUGGGGAUAUUUUACGAUGGGCUUUUUCCAGUUGUUAGAAUAGAACGUUCAGGAUGGUACUCAGUUCUCAAAUCAUCCCAAUCAUAGUGUAGUCACUAAAUACGACUAUAUAUGUGUCCUUACAGCCCCUCCACAUCCUUAGCUGCAAUAGUCUUCUUGUAAAGUACUUAUGGUACCGCUGUUGUAUGAUAAUAAUACUCGUUCCAAAAGUGACUGGCCAUCGAUUCUUCAUAGGUUUUUUGGGUGUUCUAGAAUCCAUCGGUGUGUCAUAUUGUUAACAGUAGAAAUUUACUCUGGAUUUUAGAUGGUUUCGAAUUUAAUUUUUUUGGAACGAGUAGAAACAUGUUAUACCAGUGUAUCAAUAACUAAUAUUUUAGCUGAUGUACUUACGUUUUUUUGGUCAGAACUGUACUGGGACGUUGAGAGACGAAAGUAACUGGGGCAUUUUCGAUGCCAAUGGAAGUAUGACUGAUAUUUUUUCUAAUGUGACUAAAGUAAAAGCAAUAUACUUUAUAUCUUGAAUAUUCUAGUUAUUUUUUAUAAUUCUGUGCAAUUGUUGUGUGGUUGUCAAUUAUCCGGUAUUGGCAACUUGCACGUGAUGCAUUUGACCAUAAGAUUAAAUUGUAAACUGUAAUACUAAAUUUUAUGUAUGAUGUACAUAUAUAUAAAUCUAUUGUGUAUAUUGUUUUGAUAUGUAAAUAUAUUAUGUUUCAUUCAUUUAAUAUACUCGUUUAUUAAAUGCAAAGUAUUUAUGACAACAAA